AUGGCCAAUGCAAUUGGAUCCGUCUUUCGCGAUUUCUGGCAUACUAUGACCAGCAAUGACCGACACUCUUCCUUUGAUUCACCGCAACGAACGGGUCGCCAUGUCCCUCUUCAGAAUGGCCGCAACAUCAUGACUGGUAUCGCAACCGCAUCCGACUCUCGAGCCGACAUCCAUAGCCCGUACUUUGACGAUUCUCGGGCGCCCUCUGUGCAAGGCUCGCCUACCAACGGCACCCGAGGAUACUCGCCCGGCCUCCGAUCGCAAAACGUAAAUAAGGAUGGUUUCGAAGUUCAGUCGCCUGGUGACGUAGCCAUGCAGUCAUUUGAGAAUGGCCUGCCCCCGCCGCCCCCUGUUGCACACUCUUGGAGGCGCAUAGACGCAUGGGCUGAGGAGAACUACCCAGAGCUGUUUGACCAGCUGUGUGAGGGUGCCACAAACAACGACCUCAAUGAUUUGGAGCACCAAUUGGAUUGCUCGCUGCCUCAAGAUGUCCGCGAGUCUCUCAUGAUUCACGAUGGUCAGGAGCGAGGUGGAAUGCCCUCGGGUAUCAUUUUCGGCUCCAUGUUGAUGGACUGUGAGGAAAUUCCCCAGGAGUGGGAGACGUGGCGCCAGGUGAACCAGCAGUUCAUGCUGGAUGCCGCUGCCAACAAGCCGCCGACCCCAUCGGGUAGCGAGGCGUCCUCGUCCAAGCAGCGACCUGGCUCGUCUUCGUCAUCAAACGGCCCCGGCGAAUGGAGACAGAAUCUCUUGGCCAAGCAGACCUGCAUUCCUCCCAACACCGUCCAGAAAGCAUACGCACACUCCGGCUGGAUUCCUCUUGUCCGUGACUGGGGUGGCAACAACUUGGCUGUUGAUCUUGCCCCCGGACCGGCUGGUCGAUAUGGCCAGAUUAUCCUCUUUGGUCGUGACUACGAUACCAAAUACGUAGUUGCUCGCUCUUGGGCGGCAUUCCUUGCCGUGGUGGCUGACGACCUCAACAGCGGCAAGUGGUUCGUGGACGAAGAGACUAACGAGCUCAAGCUACGAGAAUUCAAAGACGCACGAGUUGAGCCUUCUUACUUCAAUAUUCUCCGAUGGAGAAUGGACCAGAAGCACGGUCGCCGCGCCGCCGCAGCCCGACGACAGUCACAGGGACCCACCUCCCAGACAGCUUCCAAGAGCAACUCGCCUCUGGGCUCUAGAUCAGCCUCUCCCUAUGCCAACCCCCAAGACUCAGCCGGUGACACCCGUGGUCGGUCUUUGCAGCGACUUCGCGACUCCGCUCCUCUUACUAGCCCCAUGAGGAACGGUCUCGGCAAACCUCAGGCUCCUCUUCUCAGCCGCGUAACGGAGGAGGCAACAAUUGAGCUUACCGAUGCUGUUAUCGAGCCUAGCACUUUGGUUGACGUGGAGGAUGAUGAUGACUCACCGCGAAACAGCGAGGAGGGCAAGCGUCCAACAGUCACAACACUUGAGCGGACAUCAUCAGACUUGGCCAAGGACAAGGGCAAGGAAGUCGAGGUUCCCAAGGCAACCAGCAAGACCCCCGAGGUUGUUAUUGAUGACACCAUGAAGGAAAUUGAGAUUUAG
Molecule: messenger RNA, 1569 nt
Organism: Trichoderma harzianum CBS 226.95
Lineage: Eukaryota; Fungi; Ascomycota; Sordariomycetes; Hypocreales; Hypocreaceae
Exons: 3
Coding region: 1-1569 (522 amino acids)
Biological process (GO): regulation of fungal-type cell wall biogenesis; cell wall biogenesis
Cellular component (GO): mating projection tip
Source: RefSeq, a predicted model, not a curated record